AUGCUCAACGAAUUGAACGAAGCAGGGAAGAGAAUAGGACUACGAAUAAACAGAAAGAAGACACAGUUCAUGAAGAACGCGCACUGCGAGGACGGAGGAGUACAACUUGAAGGCUCCCAAAUCGUGGAAACUCCGUCAUACGUAUACCUCGGACGUUCUAUGAACAUGGAAAACGACUUGAAGGAAGAACUGAAUAGAAGAAUGAGAACAGCACUGGCAGCAUUCGCAGCCGUCAGGGAAGCUACGGACCAACUGACGGACCAUGAUCUUCGUGCCCAUCUGUUCGACUCGACAGUCCUUCCAGCGCUCUGUUACGCAGCGGAGACGUGGGCAGACACCGCGGCCACGUCUAGGAAGCUACUUACUACCCACAGAGCCCUUGAGAGAUGUCUCCUGAAGUUUAACCGGCGCACACAACACCUUGCCGGUCUUCGUAGCUCCGACUUAAGAGGAAUGUCCCGUCUUCGCGACCCAGCGGAAUAUGUAUCGAAAGCAAAACAUAGAUGGGCCGGUCACAUCAUGAGAAGAAUCGACGAUAGAUGGACUAAAAGAACGCUAGAGUGGAUCCCAAGGGACGCUAAACGCCCCCGAGGGAGACCGCCAACGAGAUGGAGUGACGUGUUCGCUGCACGGAUGGACCAGCUGAGAGCUCAGCUGGAUACGGCUCAAGGACCUCGUCAACGUCACUCACGAAGCUUGAGAACAUCUUGGAUGACAAUGGCGAGGGACGAAACGAGUGGAAGAGAUGCUGGGGCCCGCACGUCGAGUGAAGACGGGCCAUCUAAGUAUCUAAGUAUCUAA
Necator americanus (New World hookworm) is the source of this 801-nucleotide messenger RNA. RefSeq lists its product as uncharacterized. The transcript has a single exon. The coding region runs from base 1 to 801 and encodes 266 amino acids. The record is from RefSeq and is a predicted model, not a curated record. Lineage: Eukaryota; Metazoa; Nematoda; Chromadorea; Rhabditida; Ancylostomatidae.